CGGUCAUUGACGGUAAAGGCCUGAGCAGGGAUGACAGCAGCAUCAGUGCCCCAUGCACACAGGCCUACUCGGCAUCGCCCCAUCCGGCUGGAAUAGAGCAGGUCUUCUUCAUCCAGCAGCACAUGGGCUUAAACCAAAAUGUAGACCAAUCACAGACUUUCCUUGAGUGCUUAUGAUGUUGUCAGCCUGUAAUACGGGAGCAUCUGCUGGUGGAGGAGGAAGUGUUGUCAUGGAGACGUCUAACUUCGCCCAUGUCAUCUUCCAGAAUGUUGGGAAAAGCUUCCUCCCGCAGGCAGCACUUGAAUGUCAUUACACCCUCACCCCCUUCAUCACCCCACAUCCCAAAGACUGGGUUGGCAUCUUUAAGGUGGGCUGGAGCAGUGCAAGAGACUACUACACGUUUCUCUGGUCUCCCAUGCCUGAAAACUACACUGAGGGAUCCACUGUUCACCGAACCAUCAUCUUUCAGGGAUAUUAUGUUCCCCGUAGUGAUGGUGAGUUUUAUCAGUUCUGCUAUGUCACACACACGGGUGAAAUCAGAGGUGCGAGCACACCAUUCCAGUUCCGCCCGGCCACACCCACAGGGGAGGAGCUACUGACCAUGGAAGAUGACGGGAACUCAGACAUACUGGUUGUGACGACAAAGACUGAGCUACUUGAGCAGCGUGUAGAGGAAGUUCAACAGGAGUGCAAAGAACUGCAGAAAGCACUACGCCUCCUCACACAGGAGAGAGAUCAGCUACAGGAGAGACAGAGACAACAGAACCAGGAGCUGCAGAAAAGCUUGAGCGAGGAGAAGGAGGAGGCUCAAGCCCGAGUCAAACAACUUGAACAGGACCUGCUAGAAAUCACACAAAAAGCUGUUCUUAAAGAAACUGAACUGGACUGUUUAAGAGACAGGCUGCAGAAGGUGAUUUCUGAGAGAGACGGUCUACAAACUCAACUGAAGAAUGAAAGAGACGAGAGGGAGCUUUACAAAUCUCACGUGCGCAGUGCCGAGCUGGAAAACACUAAACUCAGUGCUGAGCUGCAGAUGCUGAAGGCAAUGGAGCUAAAUCGAGAGGUCACCAUCGCACAGUACCAGGAGGAACUGCACAGGCUACGCACAGAGAGGGACACACACCCUGCUGAUGCCGGUCUGAAAGAGCAGUUGCGUCAAGCUGAGGAGCAGCUCCAGGCCACGCGGCAGCAGGCCGCUAUGUUGGGUUCCGAGUUACGUGAUGCCUCCGGUGGGCGAGAUCGCACCAUGGCUGAGCUGUACCGUGCCCAUCAGGAGACAGAAGACCUACGAGCCUGUUUAGCUGAAGCCCAGGAAGAAUGCAGACAUGCUCAGAAUCAGCUUGACAGGAUGAGAAGCCAGGCAUCACAGGAAGUGCAGGGCAGGGCUGGCGUGGGUGUGGUUUCAGAGCUGGAGGCGGAGCUACAAAAGGAGGUCGAGGAACUAAAGCUGCGUCUGAAUAUGGCUGCAGAGCACUACAAAGAGAAAUACAGAGAGUGCCAACGUUUGCGAAAACAAGUCACCAAACUGACUCAGCAACAAGAGACGCAGCAGGGCGACUGUAACAGGAAUGAUGCCUCUACAGAGACCACACAGGAGUUACACACACCAGAUGCAGAGACGCCUCCCACAGAUCUAUAUCCUGCUGAGAUCAAACCUGUGACACAAAGAGAUGCCGAGAGAUUGGGAAUUGAAGGCAGACCUGGACAGGAGAGGAAGGAAGAGAAAAAAGAGGAAGACGAUGAAGACGAAGAUGAGGAGGAUGAGGAUGAGGAUGAGGAGGAAGAGGAGUGCAGUGUGUCAGUCGAAGCUGAGCUUGCUUGCAUGGAGGAGAAAUGGAGAGAGCAGUGCACCAUCAAUGAAAGCCUGAAGCUCCUGCUAGCCAGUGAGGAGCAGCGGUUUAAAACUCGAGUGGCAGAGAAGGACAGAGAGGUGUCUGCUCUGAGGGAGAGUCUUGUGGUGGUCACCAGGGAGAAAGAGAGACUGGAAAAGGAGCUGCAGGAGUGGAUGAACCGAGUAGAGGCUGCAGGGAGUCAGAGGACAGACGGAAGAGAGCCAAUGAUUCUGCGAUACCCACUGCCCUAUACACAAGACCAACCUCCACUGGUGCCCCAACAACCAGCUGACCUGCAGUAUGGAAACCCCUAUUCAGAACAAGAGACCCGGGACGGAGCAGACGGGGCAUUAUCCCCAGAACAAACCUGCCGGCCCCCUCCUUUGGCUCCUCCCCCGUGGGGUGGUCCUGUGGUCUGCAGUCAGCCAUCACGCAGCCUCAGCCCCCCUGAUGGCCUGGAGAAUCCCACUGAAGAGCGGCCAAAUGGAGGUGAUGGUGAGGCCCCUGCAGUCUGCGAUCAUCAGAGCCUGGAAUCUAACCAGAGCCACACCAGCUUCUGCUUUGAUACCAGACCUGAUGUUCAUAAGCGGUGUCCCCUGUGUGAGGUGAUCUUCCCGCCACACUUUGAGCAAAGCAGUUUCGAACGACACGUGGAGUCUCACUGGAGGGUAUGUCCCGUCUGCAGCGAGCAGUUUCCUCUGGACUGCCAGCAGCAUCUCUACGAAAAGCAUGUGCUCACACACUUUGAUGACAAUGUUCUGAACUUUGACAACUUUGAUUAGAGAAAAAAAAAUAUUGAUUUGCUUUUAGUUCAAUAUAAAACGCCUCAGGUGAUUCAGGGGCUUCAGUGUUUUGUUCGAAACACGCUGAUGUUGUCACUUUGUCGUAACCGCUGCACUCAUGCCAGGAGGACUAUAUUUGAUUUGCACAUAGACAAACAUUAAUUCAGAUAUUUAAACUUCUAAGGGAAAGAAUACUGUAAUAAUGGUCUUCAGGUAUAAUAGAUAUGUAAGAAGAAGAAAAAAAACAAAGAAAAAAAAGGAAAAGCACUUUUUUUAGUUUAAAAUUGUGUAAUACUGAUUGCGCUUUAAAAUGAGAGCUUUAGGUUGUUGUUUAUUGAAAUGUAAAUUCAUUUUAAAGGACCAAUGAUGCAAUGAUGUAUAUGUUUAUUUUGCCAGAAGAAAAUGACAAUAAUUAAUUAACCCAAAUCAAAUUGAAUGCUUUACUCUUAAAUGCUUUCUUUGUGAAACACAAUCACUAGAAACAUUCAUUUAAAGGGAUAGUUCACCUAAAAUUGUAUCACCUCAUAUAACAUUCUUCUGUGAAACUAAAUGCUGGUUUUGCUUUACAUCUUAUUACAAUAAAUAUGGACCAGAGCUUUUCAGAAAAGAUGUAAAGGCACUAUAAAAAAAUAUCAUAAAAGUGGUUUAAAACUGUUUAAGUUGAGCCCAUGAACUGAAUUAUGGAAGUCUGUUUUUGCCACAGUUUCGAGCUCAUUUGUGUAAAAAUCUAUUUAUUUAGUGGCUCAAACAAUUCAUUUAGGAAGCUUUAAAGCUACAGUAUCCAUUUAUCCUACUAGUGGCUCUUUUCAAUAAUCCAAUUACCAUUAAAUGGUCUUAUUUUAUGUGAUAAUGAUGACACAACAUUUGUUUUUAAGUGAACUACUUCCAAAUAACAAAGUGACUCAAUUCAGAGAGCCAGAGUGCUAAAACUAUGGCUGUGGAUUGGACAGCGACUUUUCAGUGCAUCAUUGGUUCAAGCAUAACUUAAUAUCUUCAGUUUCAGCAUAUUAUCCAUCAUACAAUUCCUGCUUGAAAUCCAUUCAGCCAACAAAAGCUGAUGCUUCACACUUAAGUGUGCCAGGAAGUUUAACUUCGGGUUGCUCUGUGGUUGUGUGUAUCAAGUGUACGUUUAUUAAUAAAGAAUGCUACAGCUCAAGUUCA
Carassius auratus (goldfish) is the source of this 3775-nucleotide messenger RNA. It is a transcript of the gene tax1bp1a, whose product is annotated as Tax1 (human T-cell leukemia virus type I) binding protein 1a. The transcript has 17 exons. The record is from RefSeq and is a predicted model, not a curated record. The coding region runs from base 173 to 2614 and encodes 813 amino acids. NCBI's taxonomy places the organism in Eukaryota, Metazoa, Chordata, Actinopteri, Cypriniformes, Cyprinidae.